Ilex paraguariensis (yerba mate) is the source of this 1757-nucleotide messenger RNA. The record is from the annotation of a GenBank genome assembly. NCBI's taxonomy places the organism in Eukaryota, Viridiplantae, Streptophyta, Magnoliopsida, Aquifoliales, Aquifoliaceae.
AUGUUGGACCUCAAUCUCACCGUUUUUCCUGAUGAUUCGCUCUCCGAUCGAGUCGAGACGGGGAGGGAGAAGCUUCCGGAACUGUACAGUGGUCAAAUGGACGAUUCCGGCACAUCCAAUUCCUCCGUCGUUAAUGUUGACUCCUGUAGCACAGCCGGCGAUACUGAUUCGUGCUCUGAUCAUCGCGGAGAUGCGCUCGCCUACAGCUUCGGCGUAUUGAAGUGCAAAAUUGAUGGAAAUAAUAUCGAAGACAGGGAGAAUAGGUCGGUGUUUGUGACGAAGGAGCUUUUUCCGGUGAAUGGGGGAGGUGGUGGAGAGGUGUUCUGUUCGCGGCAGCAGUGGUUGGAUCUUUCGGUUAAGGAGGGGAAUUACGGUGGUCCGAUGGAGCUGAGGAUUGUGCCUCAGCUGCAGAGACAGCAGGGGAAGAAGAGCAGGAGAGGACCAAUAUCUCGGAGCUCAGAGUACCGAGGAGUUACAUUUUAUCGGAGGACUAAAAGAUGGGAAUCGCAUAUUUGGGAUUGCGGAAAGCAAGUUUAUUUGGGGGGAUUCGAUACUGCACAUUCUGCAGCUAGGGCGUAUGAUCGAGCUGCAAUUAAGUUCCGUGGACUUGAUGCAGAUAUCAAUUUUAGUAUCACUGAUUAUGAAGAAGAUCUUAAGCAGGUCGGUGAGAAACGAAAGCCAAUGAAGAACUUGACGAAAGAAGAUUUUGUGCAUAUACUUCGUCGUCAGAGCACGGGUUUCUCCAGAGGAAGUUCGAAGUAUAGGGGGGUUACACUGCAUAAAUGUGGACGCUGGGAAGCUCGAAUGGGGCAGUUUCUUGGCAAGAAGUAUAUGUAUCUUGGGCUGUUUGACAGCGAGAUAGAAGCUGCAAGGGCUUAUGACAAGGCUGCUAUAAAAUGCAAUGGAAGGGAGGCAGUCACCAAUUUUGAGCCAAGCUCAUAUGAAGGGGAUAUAAAUUCUGAGGCUGAUAAUGGAGGCAUCAGUCAUAAUCUGGAUCUCAACUUGCGCAUUUCUCCCCCUUAUUUGGCUGACGACCAAAAUGGGAACAACAAAAUGGAAGAUUUGCAUCUGCUAUGUCACUUAGAUGACAUGUCUGAGGCCAGGAGAGCACAGACUGGGUGCUCUGCUUCAGCAGCAUUGGGAACUCUGCCUCAUGGCCAAGUAUUGGUGUCUGAGCACACUCCUCUCUGGGGUGGUGUGAACACCAGUUUCUUUCCCUCCUGUAAGGGAAAAGCAAUAGAGAAGAGUAUGGAAGUCAAUUCCUCACCAAACUGGGCAUCGCAAUUCCAGAGCCCUUAUCCUGGGGUUUUUCCUGUGCCAUUCUUCUCUACUGCAGCAUCAUCAGGAUUCGCUAAUUCAACUUUCACUGCUUCCUCAGCUGCUGUUCAUCAACCUCACUUUCUCAAUACAAGCAUUCCUCUCCACCAUUGUCCUCCAUCCACCAAUGAUACUAGCAUGCCCUAUUACUAAUGCAGAAGAUGAAGUAGCUAGCAGGGCACUUGGUCCAUGCACCUUUUCUUUUGUACAUCUACUGUAAGAUGUAUUCCUAGACGAUAACUCUGUUGUUCAAAUGCAAGGGGUAUUGUAUGAAACUCUGCCAGAAGAUCUCUUUAUAGACGAUAAUGCUCCUCUGUUCUUCAGGGAAGCUAGGGAAUGACAAUUGCAUCAUGCGGCGUUUUGAUUGAUUUUGAAAACCUUUUUUGUUCAAGUGGCAUUUUGACUGUAUCAUACUAUAACCCUUCAAGUUCUUCGCUUCA